This is a messenger RNA of Oncorhynchus nerka (sockeye salmon), 7668 nucleotides long. RefSeq names its product beta-1,4-N-acetylgalactosaminyltransferase 3-like. NCBI's taxonomy places the organism in Eukaryota, Metazoa, Chordata, Actinopteri, Salmoniformes, Salmonidae. The coding region runs from base 349 to 3765 and encodes 1138 amino acids. Gene Ontology annotation, cellular component: Golgi cisterna membrane. Gene Ontology annotation, molecular function: acetylgalactosaminyltransferase activity. The transcript is spliced from 20 exons. The record is from RefSeq and is a predicted model, not a curated record.
GCGCAAUCUGUUUGUCCGUGUUCUGUGUGCAUGUGCAGUGGGUUGGUAGGCAUUUUGUUUAAUUCGUUCUGCAGCCUAGUCAGACAACCCACGUUCCAGUGUCGAUUCGGUUAAAUACAAGAUAGCAACCGAAGCCAGCGCGGUUUUUUACGGGAUGAAAUAAAAACUGUUUCGGGACCAUCGCUAGGUGGGAGUGUUGGGGGCGCCGCAGGUGUGUCACGAACAGGGUCGCGAGACUGACGAGUGGUCAGUCUGGUCCAACUUUGCCGACAAAGCCGUUAAAUUCACGGUGGCAGAAUCAAUGACUAACUGAGUACUCUGGAGCAAGCAGGAGGGAGAUCAAUCAACAUGUUCAAAUCGGUCUUCCCGCUGAAGAAGCUGAGACGGAGUCGGAAACAUCUGCUGUUCUUAGCCCUGCUGAUGCUGGGAGCUUUCGCUGUUUACCAGGAGUUUGUAGCUACUAGUGUGUGGAGGAUCACCAAUAGCCGUUUCAGUCCUACCAGUGAGGGCAGUCCCAGGAGAAGACCUACCCAAGAAAGAGUGGUUGGAGGUGAAGUGGGGGAGGAUUAUUCAGAAGCCUGGUGUUCCAGCUACACCCCACAGCCCUGGAGGCCAGAGUAUAAGGGACAGGUUAAUCUCCAUAUCUUUGAGGACUGGUGUGGCAGCUCUACAGCUCAGCUCCGCACGAACCUGCACUACCCACUCUACCCACACUCUAGAACCACUGUAAAGAAGCUGGCUGUUUCUCCUAGAUGGACCAACUAUGGCCUCAGAAUCUUUGGCUAUCUCCACCCCUAUACUGACGGUGAGUUUGUGUUUGCGGUGAGCUCUGAUGAUAACUCUGAGUUCUGGCUGAGCCGGGAUGACUCUCCACUCAACCUGCAGCUACUGACCUGGAUCGGCAAGACUGGCAUGGAGUGGACGGCACCUGGUGAGUUUGGGAAGUACGCCAGUCAGACAUCCAGACCGGUUAGGCUGUCAGUUCAGAGGAUGUACUUCUUUGAGAUCGUCCAUAAACAGAACGACAGAGGAACAGACCACAUGGAGGUGGCGUGGCAGCUGAACCAGGAGGGUCUAAGCUUUACAGUCAUCAGCUCCAAGUACAUAUCCCUCUAUACCAAUGAGUCCACUCUGAGGAUGAGUGACACCACUCACAUACCCCAAACGGCCGCCAGUCACACCCACACGCCUAGCAACCAGCCUGACAACCAGCUGAGCAGCCAGCCUGUGGCCGACAUGCGGAGAGUUGACCCACGGGACACCCUCUACCAGAUCCCUGCCCUAGACAGUAGGUACCUCCGUGGUGUGUUACCUGACUGCUCCUAUAAACCAAGCUACAUCAUCAAAGGCUUCCCUCUGCUGCGAUACCAGGGUCUGCAGUUUGUCCACAUGUCCUACAUCUACCCCAAUGACUACACACGGCUCACACAGAUGGAGACAGAAAACACCUGCUUCUACCACAACAGUCCCCUAGACCUGGACAGGUAUGGCUUUUCCAGGUACAUGCGGCUGGAUGAGCCAGAGGGGCAGGAGGGAGAGAACAGAGAUAUUGGCAUCUUGAUGAGGAGAAAGGCGGUCCCAGAGGAGGGGUUAGAUGGCGAGGCGCCUCCAAAUGUGGGAGGGGCUAGUGAGACAGACCACACCCCUCCUGACUAUGGGGACGACUAUGACGAUUACGCCAAGAGACGACGACGCAAACUCUUCUCCCUGCCACAGGCCGACAGGGCACCUACACAUAGAAACAUGUCUGAUACUCUCACAUACAAGAAGAGGAGGAGGAAGAAGAGGAGAGGAUCUAAUGCAGCAGCUGUAGUCCAGACCAGAGCAACAGAACUGGAUGGGUUAGAGAUCCCUCAUGGUCCUGGGUCACAUAAACCUAUACAGACUACACCAGAAGAAAAGCUGAGACCAGCAGACAGACCAGCAGAUAGACCAGUUGAACAGCUCAGACCAGCACAAAAAAAAAAGUCCCGAACAGGGGAACAGAAACCAGGAGGGAAUCCAGCAGACAGAGAAGAUCUGGGUCCAGCAGACAGAGAAGAUCUGGGUCCAGCAGACAGAGAAGAUCUGGGUCCAGCAGACCAAAAUCAACCCAGACCAAGAGAGGGACCAGCAGAACAGAACUCAACUGGGUUAAAGAUUUUACCUUCACCACAAAAACUAGACCAGAACAUGCCAACAGACAGAGACAGACCAGCAAAGAGAUACAGACCAGCAGAGAGAGACAGACCAGCAGACAGAGAAAAGCUAGCAGACAGACCAGCAGGCGGCCCAGCAGACAGAGACGGUCUAGCAGACAGAUCAGCAGACAGAGACAGACCACAAGUUCGGCUACCCCAGCUGCAAGGGAGGCGCCGGCGCAUUCAACAGCCUGGUCAGAGGGGUGGGACUAAGAUUAAAUCACCUCUAGUGAAGUUGUACCACAAAGCAACUGUGACUAGGAAGAGAGUCCAGGACCUAGAUACAGAUAUCAUCCUCCGAGCACAAACACAUAUAAAGUCACGACCGCAACCUGACUAUGACAACACAGUCCACAGGGCUCUGCCCCCUGGCGAGGUCAGAGGAAGGAACCAUCUGGUUGAAGGGAUUGACAGAGGGGAGGAGGGUGAGAGAAAGGGGGAGGAGAUGGGUGUGAGUGAGUCUUUAUGGAGUCUGGGGGGAGACUCUGAAGAGGAGGAGGGGCUGGCUUAUGACUCCACGCCUCCACCAGUGUUUGACCCUGAGGUGAACUGGGCUCAGACAUUCCAGGUGACCCCUGUUAACCUCCAGGCGAUGCGUUCUGAUUGGAUAGACCUAAGCUGUAACGUUUCUGGUAACCUGCUGCUCCGCCCUAGUGAUGCUCUGCCUGUCGUCAAGGCCUUCAUGGACAAACUAAACCACAGACACAACAGGCAUUUCUCCCUGGUGCGUGUGCUGAAUGUUGAGAGGAAAGUGGAUGGGGUUCAGGGCAGCAGGUACUUCCUGGAGCUGGAGCUAAGGGACAUGACUGGCCAACACCUUCGUCUGUCACACUACAUCUAUGCUCUGAUUCGCCAUAAUCGAUCUCGCCCCAGGGGAGUCCUUCGCCGUGCCCCUGAGACGUUGCUAUGCAAGCCUCUAGGCUUCCACUGGAACCCGACUGCCACUGUACACUUCAUAGUACCAGUAAAGAACCAGGCCCGCUGGGUGCAGCAGCUGAUAGUUGACAUGGAGGGUCUGUACCAGAACACUGGAGAUCCCUACUUCAACCUCAUCAUCACUGACUACAACAGCACUGACAUGGAUAUAGAGGCAGCACUAAAGGCAUCCACGCUGCACAGGUACCAGUACGUGAAGCUGAGUGGAAACUUUGAGCGUUCCGCUGGUCUACAGGCUGGCAUCGACCUCAUCAAUGAUGAGCACAGUAUAGCGUUUCUGUGUGACCUUCACAUCCACUUCCCCCCGUCCAUCGUCGACUCAGUCAGGAAACACUGUGUGGAGGGACACAUGGCCUUCGCCCCCAUCGUCAUGAGACUGGACUGUGGAGCUACGCCCAAGGAGCCCAGAGGUUACUGGGAGGUGAAUGGGUUUGGUCUGCUGGGGAUCUAUAAGUCUGACCUGGAUGCAGCAGGAGGCAUGAACACACACGACUUCACUGACCGCUGGGGCGGAGAGGACUGGGAGCUGCUGGACAGGAUUCUGCAGUCGGGUCUGGAGGUGGAGCGUAUCUACCUGAGGAACUUCCUGCAUCACUACCAUUCUAAACGUGGCAUGUGGAACCGGCGCACUCAACGCAGUGGCACGUAACCCACAACCACACAGCCAAAUUGUACAAUGAUGCAGCCAUAACCCACUACGACGCAGCUGUAACUCACGACGACACAUCCGUGGCCACAAGGAAAUCAAGGAAACUGGCGCACUUUAAUGUCCGCACUCCUCGCAUCAGCCAUUUACAGCUGUCGACUGGUUAACGAGGUGGCAGGACAGAGGAGAUUCCUGACAUACCAUUGGGUGAUAUCUCCUGUCAUUCAAACUGUUUGAGGGUGUGGUGAUUAUGAAAUACAGAACAUAGUACUAACUGUCCUGGAAGAAGACACUCCUGAACUAGUGCAGAGGUACUUAAAUCUUAACAUGGAGGUCCACAGUACUACUGGUUAGCCAGAGAGUCCACUCACCCAAGUUUGAAUCAGUACACACACACACACACACACACACACACACACACACACAUCUUGUUAAAUAUCAGUGAUCAUACAGUAUUUGUAUGUAAUCAGGACCGUGCUUAUUUAUUGACAAUGACAGGAUGCACCAAUGUUACACUUUAUUCUACCAGUGUAAUACUUUAUUUCAGUUUAAAACAUGGUUUUAUUAAUAUAAUUAAUUAAGAUGGGGGGGGGAGGGAUGACUUCUGAUAGAAGAGACUAUUAUUGAGGCAUGGGGGCUUACUGUACUGGAUGGGGAUAUUUCCCUUAAUUUAAAGCAAUGUGCAUCAUGAAGCCCUGAAUUCACCCGAGUGCUUGCUGUAUAGCUCUACUACCUCAGAGCUCUACUACUGACUCUUGGAUGUGACAUUGUGCCUAUUGAAUGUGUCCUUCAAAGCGCUGUCCAUUUAAUUUUCUUUGGAUUAUACUUCAGAGGAUCCCGCACCCAAAGGCGUUUGGAGAUAUAUUAUUACAUUUUUUAUGCAACACUGCGCCUUCUCUACAGCUCCUCUAAAAUGAGAAAACUUUUGGAAUUGGGAAGUACAACCUGAACAUGUCAGUUAAAUGCAAAAUGUUGUUUUCUAUUUCACAAUAGGAUUAGGGGUAUCACAGGACCUUGUAUAUACAGUUGAAGUCGGAAGUUUACAUGCACUUAGGUUGGAGUCAUUAAAACUAGUUUUUCAACCACUCCACAAAUUUCUUGUUAACAAACUAUAGUUUUAGCAAGUCGGUUAGGACAUCUACUUUGUGCAUGACACAAGUCAUUUUUCCAACAAUUGUUUAAUAUUAUUUCCCUUAUAAUUCACUGUAUCACAAUUCCAGUGGGUCAGAAGUUUACAUACACUAAGUUAACUGUGCCUUUAAACAGCUUGGAAAAUUCCAGAAAAGGAUGUCAUGGUUUAGAAGCUUCUGAUAGGCUAAUUUACAUCAUUUGAGUUAAUUGGAGGUGUUCCUGUGGAUGUAUUUCAAGGCCUACCUUCAAACUCAGUGCCUCUUUGCUUGAGAUCAUGGGAAAAUCAAAAGAAAUCAGCCAAUACCUCAGAAAAGACCUCCACCAGUAUGGUUCAUCCUUGGGAGAAAUUUCCAAACACCUGAAGGUACCACGUUCAUCUGUACGCAAGUAUAAACACCAUGGAACCACAGCCGCCAUACCGCUCAGGAAGGAGACGUGUUCUGUCUCCUAGAGAUGAACGCACUUUGGUGUGAGAAGUGCAAAUUAAUCCCAGAACAACAGCAAAGGACCUUGUGAAGAUGCUGGAGGAAACAGGUACAAAAGUAUCUAUAUCCAUAGUAAAACAAGUCCUGUGUCAACAUAACCUGAAAGGCCACUCAGCAAGGAAGAAGUCACUGCUCUAAAACCGCAAUAAAAAAAGCCAGACUACAGUUUGCAACUGCAGAUGGGGACAAAGAUCGUACUUUUUGGAGAAAUGUCCACUGGUCUGAUGAAACAAAAAUGGAACUGUCGGCCAUAAUGAUCAUCGUUAUGUUUGGAGGGAAAAGGAGGAUGCUUGCAAGCCGAAGAAGACCAUCCCAACCUUGAAGCACAGGGUGGCAGCAUCAUGUUGUGGGGGUGCUUUGCUGCAGGAGGGACUGGUCCACUUCACAAAAUAGAUGGCAUCAUGAGGUUGGAAAAUGAUGUGGAUAUAUUGAAGCAACAUCUCAAGACAUCAGUCAGGAAGUUAAAGCUUGGUCGCAAAUAGGUCUUCCAAAUGGAGCAUGACCCCAAGCAUACUUCCAAAGUUGUGGCAAAAUGGCUUAAGGACAACAAAGUCCAAGGUAUUGGAGUGGCCAUCACAAAGCUCUUACCUCAAUCCUAUAGAACAUUUGUGUGCAGAACUGCAAAGGCGUGUGCGAGCAAGGAGGCCUACAAACCUGACUCAGUUAUACCAGCGCUGUCAGGAGGAAUGGGCCAAAAUUCACCCAAUUUAUUGUGGGAAGCUUGUGGAAGGCUACCUGAAACAUUUGACCCAAGUUAAACAAUUAAAGGCAAUGCUACCAAAUACUAAUUGAGUGUAUGUAAACUUCUGACCCACUGGGAAUGUGAUGAAAGAAAUAAAAGCUGAAAUAAAUCAUUCUCUAUGGUGUUAAUGUCUGUCUGAUUGCAACAGGGCCUACACAACAGGGCCUACACACACUCGGCAACGUGACAAAGAACACACAGAGAGGGCGGGACUGAGACAGGUAAUGGCGGACUGAACGUUGUUAUGUCGAGCACCUCAAGACAAAAACGUAAUAUUCAAUAUUGGCAAGUUAAACUAAAUAUUAGCACUACACAAUCUGGUGGGGGAUAUCCUUCAAUCUGGAUAAUAACACAAAACAAAUCUUAAGCCGAGAAAUAUUAUGAAAACAAGCAACACCCAAACAUGAUGGAGAGUAAAACAGGGGAACCGAUUUCAAAACGAAAACGUGACUCUUCUACAGACACAGACGAUUUAAUAUUUUCACCACCGGGAAUGGUAAAGGUCGAAACCGAUCUGUUAAAAUCAAUAAAUGACAAACUGGGUAUACUUGAAUUAGACAGUAAGGAUAUAAAAGAGUUGAAGGCAAGCCUCGAGAUGAGUGACGAAAAAUCUGUGACAUUGGAGAAGGAAACAAAGAAGCUAAAAGGGACAGUCAAUACGAUUGAACCCGAAGUGAAUGAACUUAAAAAGGAGAACAUUGUUCUGAUAGAAACCUUGCUUAACAUACAGACUAGAUCCAUGAGAGAGAAUCUGGUACUUACAGGUAUCCAAGAGAAAGUUCCUCCUUACAGUGCUUCAGAUUCCACGCGGAGCUAUCGACAAAAUCCAACUCGAACAUGUACAACACUUUGGACAGAGAGGGCAAAGGUAUGAACGCCCAAUCAUUGCCAAAUUUGGUUCCUUUAAGGAUAAAAUAAUGGUUAAAAGCCUGGGUUUAAGACUUGCUGGGACCAAAAUUUGCAUGAAUGAUCAGUUCCCGAAGGAAAUUGGAGAACGGCUUAAAGUUCUGUAUCCAAUUCUCAAGGAAAAUAGAUUUAAAGGGAAACAAGUAGCUCUCAUCGUCGAUAAACUAUAUAUUGAUAACCAGUUGUUCAGAAACACAAAGACUACUCCAUGGUUAUUUUAAAAAUGACAAAGUUCUUAUAGACGAGGAAAAUAAUGAAACAAUUAUAGCCCGGUUAUGGAUUGUAACAAUACAAUAAAAAAAAUAGCAUUUCUAUACAUCUUCAAAUAUAAGUAAUUGGAACACACAAGCACUAAUUCAACAUGGUGAAGAUAAACACUCAGUAAACAGAAGAUACAGUAUGUGUGGAUGGUGUGGCAUGUGUUUAUUUAUUAUUAUUUUUGUUAUGUUUGGGAAAGUGUGUUGUUGAGUGAGAAAGGAAAUGGUUGCAUAUCCCAGAGCCAAUGUAUUGCUGUGAGCAGGGGUGUGAGAGAGCUUUCAAUGUUGUUCAGAUCAUGGAUAUACUUUUAAUAAUGAAUUAUACGUCUUAUUUAUUGUCCUAUCAUGGUUGUACUGUUUUAAAAUAAAUUAUACAUUUAUUAUU